Messenger RNA from Cyclocybe aegerita, 891 nucleotides. The record is from the annotation of a GenBank genome assembly. NCBI's taxonomy places the organism in Eukaryota, Fungi, Basidiomycota, Agaricomycetes, Agaricales, Hemipholiotaceae.
AUGACUGCUGAUCUUGGCGCGCGACGCGCGUCGAUUUGUCCUGAACCUCCGUUCAACGCGCUCUUCAACAUCAGGAUGCCAUUUAUCUACCCCACUUCGCAGCUCUCACUUGAAAGGAAGACACCAGUUGUGUCCACCGCGAACGUGGGCCAGCUCGCGGUCGAUCUGAUCAUCGCGAGCUUGUCUCUCCAACGCGUCGCAAUCCUCGAAUCUGGCUAUUGCGUGCCCGUCGUAGGUGCAAGGGAGGACGGCCAGAAGGGGAUCACGACUGCCCUCGAACUUUAUGGCCAUCCCGGCGUCGACUUCGUCGUAAUUCAGCAGAGGUCUCCGGUGUUGAAGGUUGGGGCAUAUUCUCUUGUCUGCUUGGAUGCCCGUUCAGCCCUUCGUUUGCAGUCAAGAAAGGAAGAAUUCAUAAAGGCCCUCCUCAACUUUAUCAAAGAUUCGAAAUUUGGCGCUGUGCUAUUCCUCUCAGGCGUCGACCUCUCGAACAGGACCGACUCUCAAAUGACAACCCCAACCUAUCAAAUCCGACCCGAAAACAGCCCUACCUUGGCUGGAACCGCCUUACAACGCCUCUCUUCUCUCCCAAUUCCAAAAUACACUUCACCUGUUUCACAAGAAGCCCAGCCUGCUGAAAGCAGUUCCAGCACCCCAUUCAUCCCUGGCGGUGGUAUCACUCGCAGGAUAUUAUCUUCACUUCCAAGCGAAUGGAGCGUUCCAACAGCCAGCAUACUCCAAUUCGUACUGGAGGGCGACAAUCGUGCAGAUGCUGGCCUCCUGGCCUCCGUCGUGGUCAAAAUACUAGGCAAGGAGGUUCCCCAGUGGAGGCAACCUGGGAGCUGGAGAGACGGGUUGUUCGGGACGCCUCAUGAUCAAACCUUGUUUGGAUAG